Molecule: messenger RNA, 537 nt
Organism: Paraphaeosphaeria sporulosa
Lineage: Eukaryota; Fungi; Ascomycota; Dothideomycetes; Pleosporales; Didymosphaeriaceae
Exons: 1
Coding region: 94-420 (108 amino acids)
Source: RefSeq, a predicted model, not a curated record
CUCACAAAUGGGCCUUCCACCCAUGUCCCUGUUGUCUCCUUGUGUCUCUCGUUGUCUCUUAUCCUGGGGCUCCAGUCGCCGUUCUCUAUUAUAAUGAAGGAAGAGCCCGGUGUUAUGCCACCGCGAGCGCACUCCUUCUUGCUUGGGCUAAGUUUGUGUUUUCAUUUGGGAACGCCUGUCUGCUUUCUGGGAAGUACCAAGCGAGUCUUUGCAUUUCGGCGUCACCCUGUCCUCAUGUCUACUGCAGAGAGCAAUUCUAUGUGUCCUGACUUUGUCAGUCGUUCAUUGCCUGUUAUUUUAUCGUCGUGCAUAGCAAAUAGGAGCGUAGUUGGUAGUCUCAUGGGCUUACACUGCCUGGAACUUGGUCCCAACUUUCGGUCUAGUAUCGUUAUUGCGUCUAGUUACAUAAAUAAUACAUGAACAGCAUGUAUCCGUCCACUCAAGGACGCAUUUAUUGCUUUGGAUAUGCAAAGUGCCAAUAAUCCGAUCCCAUGUCGUUAAUGGCUCCCGUCUCACGCCGGCUUUGCCACCUUCCUG